Ambispora gerdemannii is the source of this 168-nucleotide messenger RNA. NCBI's taxonomy places the organism in Eukaryota, Fungi, Glomeromycota, Glomeromycetes, Archaeosporales, Ambisporaceae. The record is from the annotation of a GenBank genome assembly.
AUGUCUGCUGGUGGAGAUGAGCAUGCUUAUUACACGAGCGCUCAUUUUCCCUCGUUUUUGUUGUCUUUGAUGACAGAUGACCCAGUAAGUCGCCUACCGUUCCCCAACACCGUCUCGAACGUCAGGCAACCAAGAAGAUUUCCUACACCCCAACGCCAUCUUGAAUGA